AUGUCCAGCUCAGGGUACCCGCCCAGCCAGGGGGCCUUCAGCAGCGAACAGGGCCGCUAUCCACCCCACUCUGUCCAGCACUCUUUCACUUCCUGCCCCAACAGCCCCGCCUACGACUUUGCGGUUCCCGACUACCGCGGCCACCUACAGGAUGUGACCUCGACGUCCCAGAUCCUCCAGCAGCAGCAGCAGCGCCGCAGGCCCUCCCUGCUCUCCGAGUUCCACCCGGGGGCCGAGAGGCCUCCUGAGAGGAGACAUGGCUACGAGCAGCAGUUCCACGGCGUCUCCUCCCAGUCCGAGCACGAGGCCCUGGAGUCCAAGCGGCCGCGCGUGGAGGGCGUCUCCGAGGCCCACUUCCCCCGCUCGCAGUCGGGCGGGAUCGUCCUGCCCCUCCCCCACUCCCUACAGGACGGCCUGAGGACCGCUGGAGAGGCCAAGAAGGACGGCCAGUUCAGUGUGAAGGCGGAGGCGGCGUCGCCCGCCGCCCAGCACGCGGGCGACGACCAGGACGCCUCGCCCUCCAAGCUGUCCAAAGAGGAGCUGAUCCAGAGCAUGGACCGCGUGGACCGCGAGAUCGCCAAGGUGGAGCAGCAGAUCUUCAAACUCAAGAAGAAGCAGCAACAACUGGAAGAGGAAGCGGCGAAGCCGGUGGAGCCGGAGAGGCCGGUGUCCCCGCCCCCGGUGGAGCACAAGCACCGCAGCAUCGUGCAGAUCAUCUACGACGAGAACCGGAAAAAGGCAGAGGAAGCCCAUAAGAUAUUUGAAGGGCUUGGUCCCAAGGUGGAGCUGCCACUUUAUAAUCAACCGUCGGAUACAAAGGUUUACCAUGAAAACAUUAAAACUAACCAAGUGAUGAGAAAGAAGCUUAUUCUUUUCUUCAAGAGGAGAAAUCAUGCUCGCAAGCAAAGGGAGCAGAAGAUCUGCCAGCGCUACGACCAGCUGAUGGAGGCCUGGGAGAAGAAGGUGGAGCGCAUGGAGAACAACCCGCGGCGCAAGGCCAAGGAGACGCGCACGCGCGAGUACUACGAGCGCCAGUUCCCCGAGAUCCGCAAGCAGCGGGAGCAGCAGGAGCGCUUCCAGAGGGUUGGCCAGCGGGGCACUGGCCUCUCUGCGACUAUAGCACGAAGCGAGCACGAGAUUUCCGAGAUCAUCGACGGCCUCUCCGAACAAGAGAACAAUGAGAAGCAGAUGCGUCAGCUGUCCGUCAUUCCGCCCAUGAUGUACGACUCGGAGCAGCGGCGGGUCAAGUUCAUCAACAUGAACGGGCUGAUGGACGACCCCAUGAAGGUCUACAAGGCGCGGCAGUUCAUGAACGUUUGGACGGAGCACGAGAAGGAGAUCUUCAAGGAGAAGUUUGUACAGCAUCCAAAGAACUUUGGCCUCAUCGCUUCCUAUUUGGAAAGGAAGUGCGUCUCGGACUGCGUCCUGUAUUACUACCUGACGAAGAAGAACCAGAACUACAAGACCCUGGUGAGACGCUACGGCAGACGGCGAGGGAGAAACCAGCAACAGCUAACGCGUCCUUCACAAGAAGAGAAAACCGAAGACAAGGCCGAGGAGGAGAAGUUGGAGAAAGCGGAGAAAAAAGAGGACGAGGAGAAGAGGGAAGAGGAGGAGAAAGAUGAAAGAGAGGAAUCCAAGGACAUCGGCAAAGACAAGGAAAAGUGCGACGGCGGCGAGGACGAGGACGGGAAGGAGCAGAGCACGCCGCGCGGGCGGAAGACCGCCAACAGCCAGGGCCGGCGCAAGGGCCGCAUCACCACCCGCUCCAUGGCCAACGAGGCGGCCACCGUGGCGCCCGAGGAGCCGCCGCCACCCGCGCCCGAGCCAGCGCUGCCCGAGCCCGCCCAGCCGCCCAAGCUGGAGCUGGCCCAGAAGCCCGCGCGGGACCCCGCCAAGGCCGCUGCAGUAGCCAUGGACGUCCAGGCGAACAGAGGAGCUGUAGAGGCUGGGGAGACUUCUCGCUGGACCGAGGAAGAAAUGGAGGUGGCCAAAAAAGGCCUGGUAGAGCAUGGGCGCAACUGGUCGGCCAUCGCCAAGAUGGUGGGAACCAAGAGCGAGGCGCAGUGCAAGAACUUCUACUUCAACUACAAGAGACGGCACAACCUGGACAACCUGCUCCAGCAGCACAAACAGGACUCCCGGAGGUCCCGGGCCGACCGAGACGUGUCACAGAGCGAGAGCGUGACUUCCGCCACCUCGGCCGCUGAUGAUGAGGAUAACGAGGGCUCCAACGAGGAAGAGAACCCAGAGGAUAGCGAAGGAGCGGAGAACAGCUCGGACACGGAGAGCGCCCCCUCCCCCUCCCAGGGCGACGGCAAGGCCGGCGAGCAGCGGGCCGACGGGCCCAACGGCGCCCCCCGCGGGGACGCCUCGCCGGAGCGGGACGGCGGGCACAAGGGCCGGGACUUCGGCGGCGGCGCCAAGGCCCACGAGGCGCUGUACGGCGAGCUGCGGGUGAAGCUGGAGAAGAGCCCGGAGGGCGCGGAGGCCCCGCCCCCCGAGGAGAGGCCCCGCCCCCUCUACGAGGCCCAGGUGCAGACCAAGAGCGAGCCCAUGGACGUGGACGUGAGGGCGCUGGGCGACGUGAAGGUGAAGCUGGAGCCCGACGCCAAGGAGAAGGGCGACAGGGGCGAGGCGGGCGAGGCGGGCGCGGGCCUGCCCCAGAGAGCGCUGCACCGGGACGCCCACUCCGACAACGACUCCAGCGCCACCUGCAGCGCGGACGAGGACGUGGACAUGGAGCCCGACAGACCGAGGAUGUUUUCUCCAGACAAGCUGUCCCUGCUGAACCCCCCCGGCUCGGUGCUGGUCUCCUCGGCCAAGCAGGGCCCCAUGAACGUCCAUCAGCUCCAGAAGCGCGCAGCCACCAUACCCCCCAUGGUUUCGGGUCCGUUCGGGCCCGGCGGGAUGCCCCUGGGCGCCCCGCUCAGCGGCUACGCCAUGUACCAGCACCAGAUCAAGGCCGUGCACGAGUCCGCCCACCAGGAGGAGAAGCAGCGGCAGGACCAGGCCGACCCCGACCGCCGGCCGUCGGGGUACCCCCGCUACGCCACGCGGAGCCCCACCAUCCUGGACAGGGAGGUCCUCCAGCCGGCGCCCAAUCAGAACCUGGCCGACGGGGUCCGCGUGACCUUCUCCCGGCACAGCAGGCCCCCCAACAUUCCAUCCCCGCCCCCGCUCAUUCCGACCUCCAAGCCCUCCGACAAGCCGUCCUUCAUACAGGGCGGGUCCAUUUCCCAGGGAACUCCUGGCACGUACCUGCCCUCCCACAGCCAAGCGGCUUACGGGCCGGAGGGAGCGAAGAGUUCCGUGGGCUCCAUAUCCAUGGGCCUGCCAAGGCAGCAAGACCCCGUCAAGCCAGCGUCCUACAUCAAGCAGGAGGAGUGCUCGCCGCGUGGCCCCAUCUCCCAGGCCGAGGGGCUGCUCUCCAGGACGCAGUACGAGGGCGUGGUCAGAGGAAACCCCAUGACUGCCAUGCAGGAGGGGAGCAUAACGCGUGGGACUCCCGCUAAGAUGUCCGCCGACGGCCCGUCGUUCCGGGGCGGCUCCAUCACUCAGGGGACGCCGGCCCUGCCCCAGUCCAGCAUCGCGGCGGACCUGCUGAAGGGCACCAUCACCAAACUGGCCACCGAGGAGCUGAGCAGCCCCGAGAAGGGCCGGGGGGAGGGUCCCGCCAAGGGACACGUCAUCUACGAGGGCAAGAGCGGGCACAUCCUGUCAUACGACUCCAUCAAGAACCCCCGGGAGGCCACGCGGAGCCCGAGGACGGGCCAGGAGCUGAAGCGCUCCUACGAGAUGAUGGAGGGGCCCAUGGCCCGGGGCCCCCCAGUCAGAGAGUCCCCGCAUUACGAAGGCCUGAUAAGCCGCGCCCUGCCCAGAGACAGCCCCCACGCGGAGGCCAAGGAGAGGACGGUGCUCGCCGGCUCCAUCAUGCAGGGCACGCCCAGGACGGCGGCGGACGCGUUCGAGGACGGCCACAAGUACGGCAAGCAGAUCAAGAGGGAGAGCCCCCCGGUCCACUCCUUCGACGGCGGCAUCACCAAGGGCAAGCCCUACGAGGGCGUCAACACCAUCAAGGAGAUGGGCCGCUCCAUCCACGAGAUUCCCCGGCAGGACCUGCAGGGCCAGGACAGCCGCAAGACCCCCGACAUGGCGCCCAACAGCCGCGCCGUCCUGGAGGGCUCCAUAUCCCAGGGCACGCCUCUGAAGUACGAGAGCAGCGGCGUGAGCCAGUCGGCCAUCAAGCACAACGUGAAGUCCCUGAUCACCAGCCCCGCCAAGAUGGCGCACGGCAUGCCCCAGCUGGAGGCCAUGGAGAGGGCCAAGUACGAGGAGGGCGCCAAGGGCAUGCGCCACGCCUCCGUGGUCAACUCGGGCACCUCCGUCCUGCGCUCCACGCACCUGGAGGCCGCGGGCAAGUCGCAGCCCAGCCCCGGCCUCUACGAGGACGCCAGCGCCCGCCGGACGCCCGUCAACUACAGCACCGGCUCCAUGUCCCGCGGGUCGCCCAUGCUGGGCCGGGCUCAAGAAGGGAGCAUGACCUCUGGCAAGCCGGCCAGUCACGAGAGGAAGAGCACGCUGACCCCCACCCAGCGGGACAGCAUCCCAGCCAAGUCCCCCGUGUCCGGGGGAGACCCCCUGUCCUCCCACAGCCCCUACGACCCGCACCACCGGCCCGUCGUCCCGGGAGAGGUGUUCCGAGCCCACUUGCCCCCCCACCUGGACCCCGCCAUCGCCUUCCACCGCCCCCUCGACCCAGCUGCUUACCUCUUCCAGAGGCAGCCGUCCCCCCAGGGCUACCACAACACCUACCAGCUGUACACCAUGGAGAACACCAGGCAGACCAUCCUCAACGACUACAUCACCUCCCAGCAGAUGCAGGCCAUCCCGCGGCCUGACGUCGCCAGGGGGCUGUCGCCGCGGGAACAGCAGAUCGCCAUCCCCUACCCGCCCGGCGUGCAAGGGAUUAUUGAUCUAGCCCAGAUGCCUCCCGCUAUCCUGUUGCCUCACCCUGGGGGGACAGGUACCCCCCCUAUGGACCGCAUCACCUACAUCCCCGGAGCUCAGCCCCCUUUCCCUCCUAGGGCUUUCAACCCAGCUUCCAUAUCUCCAGGCCACCCCAGCCACCUCGCGGCGGCCAGCGCGGAGAGGGAGAGGGAGCGGGAGAGGGAGAGAGAGAGGGAGCGCGACAGGGAGCGGGAGAAGGACAGAGAGAAGGAACGAGAGCGGGAGCAGAGGGAGAGGGAGCGGGAGAGGGAGCAGAGGGAGAGGGAGAGGAUGGCGGCAGCCAGUGAGUACAUGCGUGGAGGCACAGAGCAGCCGGGCAGGCCUAGUAGCCAUGGUUACAUGCGCUCGCCCUCCCCGUCCGUGAGGUCACAGGAGAGCGUGGUGCAGCAGAGGCCGAGCAUAUUCCAGGGCACCAACAGCAAGAGCGUCAUCACCCCGCUAAUGCAAAUGCCCCCGGUGUCGGCGGCGCAGGCGGGCGCCCGGUACAGCACGGCGGCCGACGCCCUGGCGGCCCUGGUGGACGUGGCGACGGCGGCGCCCCAGAUGGACGUGGCCAAGGCCAAGGAGGCGAAGCAGGAGGCGCUGCGGGCGGAGGAGCGGCGGGCGGAGCACCUGCAGCACCUCCAGCAGCAGGAGGCGGAGCGCGAGAGGGAGAGGGAGCGGGAGCGGCUCGCCAUGCAGUCGCCCUACGCCGCCAUGUCCCUGCCCGGCGGCAAGCCCCACCCGGCCUACGGCGAGGCGGGCAAGGACAAGGGCCCGCCCACCAAGUCCCGCAUCGAGCAGGAGCUGCGCGCCCACGGCAAGACCACCAUCACCGCCGCCAACUUCAUCGACGUCAUCAUCACCCGCCAGAUCGCCUCCGACAAGGAGUCCCGCGAGAGGGGCUCCCAGAGCUCGGACUCCUCCAGCAGCUUGUCCUCCAGUCGCUACGAGGCCCCGGGCAGCGGUGCCAUCGAGGUGAUCAGCCCCGCCGGCUCCCCCGCCCAGGACAAGCAGGAGGGGGGGCCCUUCCCUCCGGAGAAGUCCUCCCAGGCUGCAGGCGGCGCACGCGCGUACGAGAUGAGCCGCUACCGCCAGCAGGCCGAGCCGCCCUGCCCCCAGCAGCCCCCCACCUCCCAGGCCGAGGCGUACGGCCAGGUCCCCAAGACGCACCGCGUCAUGACCCUGGCAGACCACAUUUCGCACAUCAUCACCCAGGACUUUGCCAGGAACCAGGACGGCCCCCAGGCGCCGCCCGCCACCUCCUCCUCCCCCGGAACAUUCCAGAGCUCGGCCCCCGCGGCCCUGAGCGCCGGGCCCGGGCGCGCCAAGCUGCCCAGCCGCUACAGCCCCGAGUCGCAGGGGCAGCCGCCGCAGGCCCAGGCCCCGCACCACCCGCGACCGUCCAGCAGGGUGUCGCCCGAAAACGCCUCCGACAAGCCCCGAGCGAGGCCCGGCAAGUCCCCGGAACGCGGCGGGGCCUUGGAGAGCUACGAGCCCAUCUCCCCCCCGCAGAGCUACCCUGGCUUCGACAAGCAGGAGGCCAUGCUGCAGCAGGCUCAGAGACGGGAGGCUGAGCACGCGGAGCAGAGGAACGACUCCCGCUCCCCGGGGAGCGUGAGCUACCAGCCCUCCUUCUUUACUAGACUGGAGAACACCUCCCCAAUGGUGAAAUCCAAGAAGCAGGAGAUAUUUCGUAAGUUGAACUCCUCUGGUGGCGGUGACUCGGACGUGGCAAGUGCACAGCCUGGCACUGAAAUAUUUAACUUGCCUGCAGUAACUAGCUCAAGUAGCAUCAGCUCCAGGAAUCCCUCCUUCGGGGAUCCAGCCAGUAACCUGGGCCUGGAGGACAUCAUUCGCAAAGCGCUGAUGGGCAACUUUGAGGACAAGCAUGACGAUCACCAGGGAAGCGGCUCCCAGCCCAAUAGCAUGGAGCGGCAGGAGGCUAGCCCCUCCCCCAACACAGGCAUGUCAGCCGGCAAGCAGAAGCUGUUGGGCAAAGCCAACAGCCGGAAGUCCAAGUCCCCGAACCCGGGGCAGGGGUACGCCGGGGGAGAGCGCCCGUCGUCCGUGUCGUCCGUGCACUCGGAGGGGGACUACCACCGCCAGGCCCCGGCCUGGACCUGGGAGGACCGGCCGUCUUCCACCGGCUCCAUGCAGUUCCCCUACAACCCGCUGACCAUGCGCAUGCUGAGCAGCACGCCGCCCUCCUCCAUGCCCUGCGCCUCGCCCUCCCUGCAGGCCCAGCAGGGCGGCGCCGUUCCCCAGGCCCGCGUGUGGGAGCGCGAGCCCCUGCUGUCCGAGCAGUACGAGACCCUGUCGGACAGCGACGACUGAGCGACCUCCGCCCGGGGGGAGGAGGAGGCGCCUCGGCCCCCGGGUCCCGCCCCUAGCCCCGCCCCCCACCUCCCCGCCACCCUCACCCUGACUGUGACAUCGCUGCGCAGGCCCAAUGGGCGGCCUGGCGGCGGCAGCUGAGGCCGGCCGGGAGGACGGACGGACAGACAGACGCGGAGGCGGGAGCCGGGGAGGAGCCAUGCGAUUGGCUGAACCUUCAGGACUCCAGGAGCCUCGCGUCGCGAAGCUUUGGCGUGCAGUCCGUCUGUCACGAAAGGAAGAAGAAGAAAAAACAUUCAAAACAUUAAAAUGAAAAGCCAGCAAUUUAGACUUGUUUUAAAAAAAUUAACAAAAAUACAAAAAAUAAAAAGACAGCAAGAUAAAUGAAGAUGAAGAACUUCUAAUGUUUAAAAAAAAAAAAAAAAAAAAAACUUUGAGAGACUUAUUUCUUCAAUUUUGUUAAAUUCUUUUCUUUGUAAAAAAAAAAAACACUUUGUCCUUAAAUCGUAUGUAAAUAGAGAAACUUUUCUUUUGCGGUGUUUGUUUUUCGUUCUUUUACUUGACCCUUUUUGUUUUUAUGUUGCUUUUAAAAAAUUUGGUGGUUUCGUUUUUUGUCUAUUUUGCGAGGAGGUGUGUGUUUAGCCACCGAUGCAGCCGCAGGGUGCAGGACCUGCGCGAGCCGCACUGAGACGCAGUGAAGUCACCCGCCGCGUGCGCCGUCGCCGCGGAAACGGGCGCGGGGAAGCCCCCCACCAGCGCACAGCGCCCCCCGCCCCCCAGGAGCGUUGUGGGUUAUCACCGAAUUGAAAAUUUAGUACUUAAAAGAAGACACGCUUUACAUUUCGACCGUUGUAAAUUUGACACGAGUCCUUGGCAGCACUGUGGAAGUAACGCAUGGGUUAUUCUGCUUUUUCUUUCAUUCGGGGAAAAAAACAAAAAUCAUUUUAUCGAUUCCUCUCCUCCCCCUAGCAAAAAUGUUCUGUUCCUUCUUUUCUCUGGGGUGUGCCUGUAUGUUCUGAACACUGGUGUUGAAGUUUCUUUUUGUUGAAGGUGAAAGAAUAAGCUCAACGUGUAUUUUAAUUUAUUGUCAUUUGUUUUUCGCUGUUAUUGAGCCCCAAGCUGAUCUAGUAACGAAGCUUUUUUUUUUUUUUUUUUUUUUUUGAGCUGAUGCAGAAUGUUCAGUUUUCUCUUUUUUUUGAGAUGUGGAGCCGGGGAAAAAAAACAUGUUUGUAACCCUUUCCUGCUAAGAACAGUCACCGCGCCAGUUGGCUGGAGAAAGGCAGCUUACAGUUUCCCCCUCUGAAAUAUUCAUCGGUGUUUUCUCAUGUCUUUGAUAUUGUUCUGGCAGAUGUCUGAAUUCAGUGUGUUUGACUUUCCAAAAAAAAACAAAAAAAAAAAGAUAUAAAACCAACCAAACAAGAAACUGCACCGUUGUUGCACUUUUUGCAUUGUAACUUUUAACAGAAUAUAAAGAAAAAUCAUACUACCUGUUUUAUAAAUGAUCUGAGCUCAUGCAAAUCGCAGAUUUUUCGAUCGACAUUCAUAAUUCUGAGAAAUCUGCUUGUAUGGCAUUUCAGCUUGUUACUGGUUCCUAAUAUACUGUUGUAACAAUCUGCAGUUUUAACUUUGCAUAUGGUACAGUCAAGUGUAGUGCAGAUUCUGCUUUGCUGUAGUGGCUGUUAAAUGCACUUCCAUGACCUUUUUGUCUCCCCACGAUUAAAGCUAAGCUCAGUGCUUCGUUGUCACCAGAAUUGUACAUUCACAUUGCAUUUGUAACAAGGUCAACAAUGUUAGCGUUACGUCUGAGGAUAUGUAAAGCAUAGAUUCAUUUGUAUUAUUUGUUUGUUUUGUUUUUUUUGGCCUUGCUUUGUGCAGUAACAAAGGAGUCUACUCUGAACUUGGUAAUUGUUUUCAAUUUUUGGUGAUUUUUAAAACUCCCAGAGCCAAGCCAAUGUUUCGAUUUAUUUUUUCCAUUUUCAAGAUCAAUGUUUUUUUUUCCUUUUUUUUUUUUGAUGGGAUGUCGAGUGUUUACAACUAUAACGACAGAAAAAAGUUUACAAAACUUGAAUCUUAAACAGAAAUUGAUACGGAAAUUGUCCGUGCAUCGAUCCAGCUCUUCAUCUGUCCAAUUUUUGCAGUGAUAACUUUUCUGUCUGUUUAAAAUUCAAGACUUGAAACCCCAUGUAUCUCAUGUUGAAAUGCAAUGUUUGUAUCGCACAAUGUCUCUUAAGUAGUCAAUUACAAAAGUUCAGACCAAUCAAUAAAGUGGAUUAGUUCUCCACCUCUCGAAAUGUCAGGUCCAUUUCUUUUCCUUCCACAUAUUUCAUUUAAAAAAAAAUAUUUGCAGGAACAGAACCCCUUUUGUUUGAGAAUGUGUGUAUGAUGGGUGAUUUGCAUCAACAGUGUAAUUGACAGUGUAAUAAAAUGGCAAGAUAAAUGUGUUUUGUACCAAUGAGAAAUCCAAGCCAAGAACACUUAUUUUCGACCAGGAGUCAGACUUACUGCUUUGGUUUAGAAAGCUUAAUUGGUUAGCUGCGUUGGUCAGUGGACAUGUGCUUUAAUGCUUCAUUAAACUGUUGUUCUCCUUUGA
Messenger RNA from Anguilla rostrata (American eel), 9916 nucleotides. It is a transcript of the gene ncor1, whose product is annotated as nuclear receptor corepressor 1. The transcript has 47 exons. Bases 1 to 7326 code for a protein of 2441 amino acids. Gene Ontology annotation, molecular function: nuclear thyroid hormone receptor binding; transcription corepressor activity. The record is from RefSeq and is a predicted model, not a curated record. Gene Ontology annotation, cellular component: chromatin. Gene Ontology annotation, biological process: negative regulation of transcription by RNA polymerase II. NCBI's taxonomy places the organism in Eukaryota, Metazoa, Chordata, Actinopteri, Anguilliformes, Anguillidae.